UACGAACAGGAAGAUUUAUCAACUUGGUGAAUUUUUGGUGUUUUCUACUCCUCGCCGAUAAAUAUUUUAGUUUUCAGCUAAGCAGAAGCAUAUUUUUGAGAGGUGUACGUAUUCCAUAUCACAAAAGCCUCUAUAAUAAGUACUUGCGUGUUAACCAGUGCAUGAGUGUAGAUUGAAAGCUCUUAAAGAAGUAUAUGCCAAGCCCUAUUCGUUCUUAGAUUUCAGUGAGAAGUGUCGCCAGCUCAUUUCUCCGGUUUAAACAGUCGCCAAAAUUGAUUCAGUCGCAAUAUUAACGUCGAGCACCUGCAACGCCAAAGAUAGCGUUUGCAAAAGCUCUAGUGGCGUUAGUUUAGUGCCAAGUAGCAGUGGGGCAGUUGGAAAAGUUCAUUUAGUUCCUGGGCCAGGACUAGUAGCAACAAGUAAAAUGUCGGGCGAUCAGAAAACUAUUUUAAAGGGACACUCAUCACAGUAUGUAAAGCUGAACGUGGGUGGACGAUUGUAUUACACCACAAUCGGAACGUUGACGAAACACGAUACGAUGCUAAGUGCCAUGUUCAGCGGCCGUAUGGAAGUGCUUACUGAUUCCGAGGGCUGGAUUCUAAUCGAUCGCUGUGGCAAUCAUUUUGGUACAAUACUGAACUAUUUGCGCGACGGAUCUGUUCCACUACCAGAAUCCCAUAAGGAAACAUCAGAAUUGCUAGCCGAAGCUAAAUAUUAUUGCAUUACUGAAUUGGCCAUGUCAUGUGAGCGAGCACUGCUGGCACACCAGGAACCAAAACCUAUCUGCCGCAUACCCCUAAUCACAUCGCAAAAAGAGGAGCAACUCCUGAUAAGUUCAUCGUCAAAACCUGCUGUCAUAUUGGUAGUGCAGCGACAAAACAAUAAAUAUUCUUAUACAAGCACAUCAGACGAUAAUUUGCUAAAAAAUAUCGAACUUUUUGACAAAUUGUCUUUACGUUUUAAUGAACGCAUACUAUUCAUUAAAGAUGUCAUUGGACCUAGUGAAAUUUGUUGCUGGUCAUUUUAUGGUCAUGGCAAAAAAGUAGCUGAGGUGUGUUGCACCUCCAUUGUUUACGCCCCAGAUCGCAAGCACACUAAAGUAGAAUUUCCAGAAGCGCGCAUAUAUGAAGAGACACUACAAGUACUUUUGUAUGAAAAUCGUAAUGCACCCGAUCAAGAAUUGCUACAAGCAACAUCAUCAGUACGCGGUGCGGUGGCUGCGCCCGGUAUGCAACAGUACACCAGUGACGAAGAAGAAGAACGCACAAGCUUGGCGCGCUUACGUUCAAACAAACGCAAUAAUCCCACAUGAUUCAUGAAGCAAUAUGUGGGAUGACAACGCGCCGCGCUUCCCUAACUUUGGAGAGAUGUAAGCGGUAGUAGUGUGUAAAUCGCCAAAGAAAGAUAAUGUUGUGAGGAUCGAAAACAUCCCAGCGCUAUUAAAUGGUUAAAGGCAAUGUUAAUGAAGAUUAGGAAAGUGUGAUCACAAUAAGAUUGCAAGUCAAAAACAAAAAAAAAAACUGAUGCUAAAUAUGAUUUGCAUUGCACAUAUUCUUAAAAUAUCCAAAUUAUGUGCUUAUCAUGUUUGGCUUGUUAUAUACAAACAUUUUUUUAUAAGACAAUAUUCCGUCACUUAUCUCACCACAUAAAAACACAUUUAGAAAUGAUGAUGUGCUUCUUAACAGUCGUGCACGCUAUAGUAUUAAAUGCAUACAUAAACAUUCUUUAAUCAGUUUGUAGUUUAUGUUUUUUUUUUUAAUUUCUUAUUUAUGCAGAUGUUUGAUUCCAGUGCAAAAUUGUUAAGUUGCUUGGAUCAAAUGUGAAAUAAAACACUUUGUAGAUUGUAAAGCAUUGCUAUUUACGUGCAAAUAAAUAAAUAUAGAAGCAACAAUGUAACAAAAAAAAAUUAUUAAUUUUUUAAUACAUCGUUAAAUGCAAAAGCGUUAAAGACUAUAAUGCAAUAAAUCAAGUGGUGAUGAAACUGAAAUUAUUUUUCGUGGAAGUGUAAUCACCAUACAUACUUAAUGUACGGGUUGGUUGAGUCGUGCAUGUUUUAUUCAAUAGCAAAAAUUAAAUUAACGAAAA
Anastrepha obliqua is the source of this 2085-nucleotide messenger RNA. RefSeq names its product BTB/POZ domain-containing adapter for CUL3-mediated RhoA degradation protein 3. Lineage: Eukaryota; Metazoa; Arthropoda; Insecta; Diptera; Tephritidae. The record is from RefSeq and is a predicted model, not a curated record. The transcript has 2 exons. Gene Ontology annotation, molecular function: protein binding. Bases 425 to 1312 code for a protein of 295 amino acids. Gene Ontology annotation, biological process: protein homooligomerization.